ACCAUGAACAGGCUCCUGCUUCCCACUCUGAUCCUCCUCUCUGGCCUCCACACGGCCGCCUCGGCAGUGGACUCCAUCCCCAAGUAUGAGUAUAAAGACCCCCUCACCGGGAAGCCCCUCCUCUGCAACAGGUGCCCCCCGGGCACUCACAUGGUGGCUCACUGCACCGCCAGCACCCAGACCAAGUGUGCGCCCUGCGCCAACGAAUACUUCACGGAGCUGUGGAACUACCUGCCCAGGUGUCUGUACUGCCACAGCUUCUGCACCGGGAACCAGGAGGUGGCGAGGGAGUGCUCCCCGACCAGCGACAGGGUCUGUCGCUGCAAGCAGGGCUUCUACUCGGCCGACGACUUCUGCAUCCCACACACAGAGUGCGGCCCCGGAGAGGGCGUCCUCACCAGAGGUUCAUCGAAAAUGGACACUGUGUGUGAAAAGUGUUCUGAGGGAUUUUAUUCUACCUCAACUUCUGCGCUCGACUCGUGUAUCAAACAAGAAGAAUGUGAGGCCGGACAGCUGACACUCCUCCAGGGUUCAGUGUACCAAGACACAGUGUGUGGCUCCUGUGAAGAUCUGGCAAAUGGCGGUGAGACGCUGAGGAGGUUCCUCUCAGGAUUCUUGUCCAAAAUGCGUGUUGGAAAAAUAAGGAGAUUUGUCAACAAGUACAUCCAUAACUCGGAGGAGAGGUGCAUCAGGGACACAUCAGUGUCCAAACAGAGAGGUCCUCUCCUGGAUCAGAUCAGGGACUGGGUGUACAAGACUCCAGAGAAGCAGCUGUGGAACAUGCCACAGAUGCUGAGAUCCUGUCAACUCAGCUCAAUGGCGGACCGACUCCAGAAAAGAUUGAGUGACAUUAAGCAGCUGAGUCCAAACUGUACCUUGAGUUUCUAACGUAAAAAACACAAUUCAUGCACAAUAUGUGCAUUUUGACAACACAAAGACUGCUGUUGUCAAAAUGCACGUGUUUUUCAUACACAGAAUUAAUUUUGUUGAAAAAUACCAGAAGUAUCAUUGUUUUGCACCUAAUUCAUCUCAGGAAAGGAAAAACGACACAGUUUAUAAGUAGUUUUCUUACGUUUUGUUUGUGUUCCAAGUAAGAGAAAGAAAACUAAACAAUUGAAUGUAUUUUUUUACUUGAAUCACGUGGAGAAUGUACUCAUUAACUUUUCAAAUUUAAUAUAUAAGUGUGUGAAGUGUGAAGUUGUGUGAAUUGUUGCGUUGGUCUGCAAAAUAAAGGACGUGUU
Molecule: messenger RNA, 1241 nt
Organism: Salarias fasciatus (jewelled blenny)
Lineage: Eukaryota; Metazoa; Chordata; Actinopteri; Blenniiformes; Blenniidae
Product: tumor necrosis factor receptor superfamily member 11B-like
Exons: 5
Coding region: 4-888 (294 amino acids)
Molecular function (GO): protein binding
Source: RefSeq, a predicted model, not a curated record